GUUUACUCCCUCUAUUACUUUCUUUCCCUCCCUCCCUCCCUCCUUUUCUCCCUCUCUCUUACCUCUCUUGCACUCUUUCUCUCUCCAUCCUUCAUCAAUCUGUUUACUCACUCCCUUUCUCCAUCUCUCCCUAUUCCCAAUAUAUCCCUCCCUCCUUUCUUCAUUUUUUCUCUUACUUUCUUUUCCUCCCUCCCUCCCUCACUCUCUCUCUACUGUUUUAAACCUCUCUCCAUACUUCAUCACUCUGUUUACUCUCUCUAUUACUUUCUUUCCCUCCUUCCCUCCUUUCCUCCCUCUCUUACCUCUCUUCCACUCUUUCUCUCUCUCCAUUCUUUAUCACUCUGUUUACUCACUCGCUCCCUUUCUCCAUCCCUCCCUCUCUCUGUUCCCAAUAUAUCCCUCUCUCGGUUUCUUUCUAUUAUCCAUCCUCGGUUUCUCGGUGCGUGCGUGUGUGUAUGAGAUGCGUUAAUAAUGAAAAUAUCGUUUCGGACUUACUGAGCGCGAGCGCGCGCUCGACUUCGAUUCUGUUUGUGCGUGCGCGCGCCUGCGUGAGUGCGUGUACACGGCUGCGUGUAUACGAGUGUGUGUGUGUGUGUGUGUGCGUUUGCGUGUGUUUGAGUGUGAGUGUGUGUGCGUGCGUGCGUGUGUCACGUGCCGACAUGGGGCAUUUUUUUGCAGGCUGGCCGAGCCGCCUACAUGCUCGCGCUGAGCGCCGCGGUGGCUCUGCCUGCAGCCCUGAUGCCACUUCUCCGCGCGAGCCGUCAGACUAGCCGCUGAGGUCCAUGCCGCUGGAUCAUGUCCUAUGUGUCUUCACAAGAUGGAAGGUGUGUGUCUCCGUGUUCCCGGCCUCACACUCCUCUGAAUGGCCACGCCCACGACUCCCCCGGCUGGAGCCGUCCGCUCCGCGUCCGAGACGGAGACCAGUUCUACAUGCUGGACCAAGAAGAGGUUCAUCCUCUGCUUAUGAGCGACCGGCGCCCUGUCUCCCACCGCACCAAACUGCUGCGCAGGACCGUCUCCGUACCUGUCGAUAGCAGACCCCACCCCGAAUCAGAGCACGCUCGUGCUCGCAGAAAGAGCUUUGCCACAGUGAGGCAGAGAAGCAUGGAAACUCCGCCCACUGCUCCUCCCCAGACAUUUCGCCAAUCCAGCUUUCUUAGCCGCCGUCUGAAAAGCUCAAUUAAGCGAGCGAAAAGCCAGCCCAAACUUGAUCGUACCGGAAGCUUCCGCCACAUGAUUCUCCCACGAUUCCGCAGUGCUGACCAGGAGAGAACGCGUCUGAUGCAGAGCUUUAAGGAGUCCCACUCCCAUGAGUCUUUGCUGUCCCCGAGCAGCGCGGCCGAGGCGCUGGACCUCACGCUGGACGAGGAUGCCAUCAUCAAACCCGUCCACUCCAGCAUCCUCGGCCAGGAGUACUGCUUUGAGGUAACAACAGCCUCGGGCACAAAGUGUUUUGCCUGCCGUUCGGCAGCUGAGAGGGACAAGUGGAUAGAGAACCUGCAGCGAGCUGUUAAACCCAACAAGGAUAACAGUCGACGUGUGGACAAUGUUCUCAAGUUGUGGAUCAUCGAGGCGCGGGACCUCCCCCCUAAAAAGCGAUAUUACUGCGAGCUGUGUCUGGACGACAUGCUGUAUGCCCGCACCACCAGCAAGCCUCGCACCGACACCGUGUUCUGGGGCGAGCACUUCGAGUUCAACAACCUCCCCGCCAUCCGCAGCCUGCGCCUGCACCUCUACAAGGAGACGGACAAGAAGAGACGCAAGGAGAAGAGCACGUACCUGGGCCUGGUCAGCAUCCCCAUCUCCAGCAUCACUGGUCGGCAGUUUGUGGAGCAGUGGUACCCGGUCAUCCAGCCCAGCGUUCUGGCUAAGGGUGGAGGUGUGGGCAGCGGCAAGGUCAUUAACGCUUCACUGCGGCUCAAAUCCCGCUACCAGACCAUGAGCAUCCUGCCCAUGGAGCUGUAUAAGGAGUUUGCGGAGUACGUGACCAAUAAUUACCGCACUCUCUGCGCCGUGCUGGAGCCGCUGCUGAGCGUCAAGAGCAAGGAGGAGGUGGCCUGUGCCCUGGUGCACAUCCUGCAGAGCACUGGCAAGGCCAAGGAUUUUCUGUCAGACAUGGCACUGAGUGAGGUGGAUCGCUUUAUAGACAGAGAGCAUCUGAUCUUCAGGGAGAAUACACUGGCCACCAAAGCCAUAGAGGAGUACCUCAAACUUGUUGGACACCGCUACCUUAAAGACACCAUUGGUGAGUUUAUUCGUGCACUGUACGAGUCGGAGGAGAACUGCGAGGUGGACCCUAUGAGAACUCCGCCCUCCAUGCUCCCCGACCACCAGGCUAACCUACGCAUGUGCUGCGAACUUGCACUCUGCAAGAUCAUCAACUCCCACUGUGUGUUUCCACGGGAGCUGAAGGAAGUCUUCGCGUCAUGGCGCGUGCGCUGCGCUGAACGAGGGCGUGAGGACAUCGCAGACCGGCUCAUCAGUUCCUCGCUGUUCCUGCGCUUCCUGUGCCCUGCCAUCAUGUCUCCAUCGCUGUUCAACCUGACGCAGGAGUACCCGUCUGAGCGCACGUCCCGCACCCUCACGCUCAUCGCCAAGGUGGUGCAGAGCCUGGCCAGCUUCUCCAAGUUUAGCGGUAAGGAGGAUCAUAUGAUGUUUAUGAAUGAGUUUCUGGAGAUGGAGUGGGGCUCCAUGCAGCAGUUCCUCUAUGAGAUCAGUAACGUGGAGUGCGGCAGCAACGCCCCCGCCUUCGAAGGGUACAUCGACCUGGGCCGUGAACUCUCCAUCCUGCACAGCCUGCUCUGGGAGGUCAUGGCUCAGCUAAGCAAGGAUGCGAUUCUAAAGCUGGGGCCUUUGCCUCGAUUGCUGAAUGACAUCAGCGUGGCCCUGAGGAACCCCCAGCUACACCGGCAAGCCAGCCACCAACCACCCGAACGACACCUCACCCGCCCGCCAUUUAGCCGCCCAUCCACCAAUGACUUUCAGAGUCUGAUGAUGAGAGAACUGAACAGUUCUAUAGAUAUCUCUCGCCUGCCUUCUCCCACGGCGGGUCUCUCUGGAAGCGGCGCUCUCUCUCACCCAGGAAUGGCUGCUUUUGAGAGAGAUCAUCGUGGCAACAAAGACGUGUUCUAUGUGACACGCCCACCGCUAGCCCGCUCAAGCCCCGCCUACUGUACCAGCAGCUCUGACAUCACUGAGCCAGACCCAAAGGUGCUGAGUGUGAAUAAGAGUGUAUCCAUGAUGGACCUGCAGGAUUCCCGAAUCAACAGCAUUUCUAACCUGCACUCUGUAAACGACAUGCUGAACUCGUCGCAGGGCUCCAUCGCAGGCCUGGGCAGCUUCGGGCAGAUGGGCGGAGCACCUCUCCGGGUGGGCGGCCGGGUCUCGGCGGGUUCAGGGGGCUCCAGCAUGUCAGGCGGUCUGCGGCUGAGCCACUCCGGCGGUUUGGCCACAGACUCGCUCUCCCAGCAGCAGCAGGCCGCCGCUGCCGCCAUGCACGUCCCGCUCUCCUUCCAGAACCCUCUGUUCCACCUGGCCUCGGACGGGCCUCAGUACCACACGCCGCCCCAUGCCCCGCACGCCCCUCCACCGCUGCUUCUGGCCCCAGAGCCCGAGAACGGCCACGUGGGCUUCGGCAUGCCGGCCUUCGGCCACGGUGGCUUCUCCCGCAGCGAGGACCUCUCAGCCCUGCGCACGCAAAACAGCCUGGUCCAGCCCAGCAUCGUCCACUCGCACAGCUACAGCGACGACUUCACCCGCCACAACCAGGCCGACUACGCCCGCAGACAGCUCUCCCUGCAGGUGCAGGAGAAUCUUCAGCAGCAGGUGUUGAUGGGAAUGGCCCCUCAGACUGCUACAGGCACCGGUACACCAGCUUCAGUCGCCACACCCCCCACCACCAUCCACCCGGUGCGCCAGGCCUCCAUGGCCCCGGCCCCGCCGCAGCGCGUCAAGCCCCAGCCCUCCCACCAGCUGUCCGUCAGCUCAGCUGCUAACUCCACCCCUCCAAAGGUCCGCCCCCAGAGCGGGAACCUCCUCCAAUCACCCGAGUCCAGUUUCGGGGCGAGGCCGAUGCCACGGCAACAGCUGUCUGUUAAGGACAGCCCCGCCCCCGGGCUCCCGCACCAGUCUAGCACUGCCAGCGAAAACCAGCCGCCACAGGGGGGCGCUACUGAGAACACGGAGAAUACAUCGAGUGAUACGCCUGCUAAAACCGCUACUCAGACCAAUCAACAGCACCUACUGAAACCCAAUACUAACAAACAGGGCUCUAAGUCUCCCUCCACUCUGAACCCACCUACCCCUGCGUCUGAGCGGACUGUGGCCUGGGUGUCCAACAUGCCUCACCUGUCUGCAGAUAUCGAGAGCCUGCGAGUGGACAGAGAAGACCUGAAACUGAAGGAGCACUCCAAGAGCAUGGACGAGUCUCGGCUGGACCGGGUGCGGGAGUACGAGGAGGAGAUCCACUCUCUGAAAGAGCGUCUGAUGAUGUCUCACCGUAAGCUGGAGGAGUACGAGCGGCGGCUGCACUCGCAGGAGCAGCAGACCAACAAGAUCCUGCUGCAGUACCAGAGCCGGCUGGACGACAGCGAGAGGAGGCUGCGGCAGCAGCAGAUGGAGAAGGACACGCAGAUCAAAGGCAUCAUCAGCAGGCUGAUGGCGGUGGAGGAUGAGUUGAGAGGGAGUGGUGUUCCCGACCUCAAAUCGCGAAUAUUUACAGGAGAGGAUGACCCGUAUUCUUCUCUGGGUUCGAUCGAUCCGUCCUUGGUUGCAGGAGGAGAGGGGGUUUUGGCGCUGAACCCUGCCUCAUCUAUGUCCUCUCUGGGUCCAUCCGGCUCCCCAUGGAAUGGCGCACUGCCCCCACUACCUUCUAUACCCCCUAUACCCCCUUUCCCACCCCUGCCCCCAAGGCUCCACAUCAACCAGAAUGGCGACUACCGGUCCAUCCCCAGCUUUCCCAAGAUAGCCAUACCAAGAGCAGAGGCACCCCCCGCAGGCUGGGUCACAGACGGAGGGAGGGGGGUCUAGUCAUGAGGCCACUGCUGAUAUGAUGGGUCAAUUUUGAAGCUACUGUCAUAAAACUGAGAUUAAAAAAAUGAUACAAUUUCACACAAUUUAUAUAAUGAAUCCAUGUAUUACAGCAUAUUGACACCAUUGGAAGAAAACCUCUAUUUUAUCUUCUUCAAACUCGGUUCUUUCACAAGAAAUCGCAACACACAAUGAAAACGGCAGCUGGUCUUUUCAAGCAAUGUGGACAAAAUGAACACAGACAAAAGAAGUUAAAUGGUUUUCUAAUGACGACAAUAUGUUCAUGGCUUACCUUCAGGCUCAGCUUAACGGCCAUCUGUCCAUUUCCUCUUUUAUCUGUUCAUUUAAAGAAUUGUUCAGCCAAAAAAAUCCUGUGGAAGCUGGCAGGACAAAAAAGCUAGCACUUAGUAGUAUUAGCUUAGCUAUGCUUUAAAGGAGCUUUCUUUUCUUCAAAUGAAUCUUUUGAGACAGCUAGACAGCAAAGCACAUCUUCAGAUCUGAAGGUCUGAAGGAGACCCCAUGAAAACCUUUUUGAAAAAUGUUGGAGAAUCUUUGUGCAUCUUCUGGUCAAUACUUACUAGAGCAGUUUGACAUGGUUCAAAAUUAUUUGAUAUCUAAUUGUUUUGAGAUCUGUUUCAAUCCCCUCUUUCUGAAGGCAUUAGAGAGCUUUUUGGGUUUGACCAUAUUGAUCUCACUCAGGACAUGAGACCAGGGAUGUUUUAAAGGCAAAAAAAGCAUACUAUCAUUGCCUGCCAAGCAGGUAGCUAACAUAAGCAUUACCCAUAUACUAUAGCAUCUCAAAAAAAUAGAAUAUCAUGGAAAAGUUCCAACCAUCACUGAUUGGUGGAAACGUCACACUAGACCUCAAGCAGUUUGGACUGUGUGUCUCUCCCCUCUUCCUCCAGACUCUGCUCCCUUAAUUUACAAAUGAAAUUUCAAAUGCAAAUUUUACUGAUGGUUUGGAGAGACUGAUCAUCUGCUGGUGUUGAUCCACUGUGUUUUAUUAUCAAGUCUAAAGUCAGUGCAGUUUUUGUUUUCCCACUAAAUCUUACAGCACUUCAUGCUUUUUCUCCCUGCUGAUAACUUUUAUGGAGAUGUGGAUUUCAUUUUCCAGCAGGACUUGGCACACUGCCCCCACUGCUAUAAGUAAUAAAUAGUCUAAUAUUAUACUAAAAUGUUCGGAGACACUGAAUUUUGGGUUUUCAUUGGCUGUAAGCUGUAUUAAUCAUUAACAAUAAAAUAAAUACAUCUAUAUAAUAUAUGAGUUUCACAUUUUGAACUGAAUUACUGAAGUAAAGUAACUUUUCAAUGAUACUCUAAUUUUUUGAGAUGCACUAGUAUUUUGUCGCUAGCCUACCUGCUACAUCAUUUGUCGAAGGCCUAAUUUAUCCAAUGGAAAUUAUGGCUUCUAUUCUCUUUAUUCUUUUCUUGUUUCCUGAUGGAUAACUAUAUCACUUCAUAAAUGCUGAAGUUCCAUAUUUUGCCCGCUGCAGGAAUGACGAACCUGGUUGGCUGGUUAAUGUCAGCAACUAGUGGGAGGAGCCCCACUAGUUGUACUUUACUGCAUUGACUGUUAUAGAAUUUAAAGGGGCACUCACACAGUUUGUCGUUGAUUCAAUUCAUAAACAGUCAUUGUCUGGGAGUAGACCUUUAAGGAUCCUCCAAGGAAAAGAUCCUUCAAGAUCCUCUCAAAAUUGUAUUUCUUGGGGUCUUUUUCACAUGACUGAAGGUGUAACUCUGAUUUGAACAGCUAUAAGCAGUUUCUCAGACAGAUAGUAAGCCGAGUAUUUAUUAAUCGACAUCCUUUUGAAUGGAUUUUUUUCUAUUGAAAGGAAAAUGAAGUAAACAACUAGGCUUAAACUGACAUUUAGUCUUUAGGUUUAAAAGCACAAAGCUAAAAAUAUGGCGACCUGCAUUUCGGAAGCAUAGCAUAUCUUU
This is a messenger RNA of Astyanax mexicanus (Mexican tetra), 6966 nucleotides long. RefSeq names its product synaptic Ras GTPase activating protein 1a (gene syngap1a). NCBI's taxonomy places the organism in Eukaryota, Metazoa, Chordata, Actinopteri, Characiformes, Acestrorhamphidae. The transcript has 21 exons. Gene Ontology annotation, biological process: regulation of GTPase activity. Bases 796 to 5028 code for a protein of 1410 amino acids. The record is from RefSeq and is a predicted model, not a curated record.